This is a messenger RNA of Closterium sp. NIES-67, 2403 nucleotides long. NCBI's taxonomy places the organism in Eukaryota, Viridiplantae, Streptophyta, Zygnematophyceae, Desmidiales, Closteriaceae. The record is from the annotation of a GenBank genome assembly.
GAGCGCAGGCGGUUCAACCCUUGGGUCUUCGAGUCCCAGCUGACGACUGCGAUAAAGCAAUUUAGGACCCUUGAGGUGGAGUUCCUCCUCCAACUGCUGGCUGCAAAGCCGGCCCCUUAGACUCAACUGUCGUAGUUCUCAACCACUCCUCGUUUACCUGCACUCAUCGCCUGGGCCCUGGGUAGCCGAAAUUAGUUCUCCUAAGUACUACCGGUAUGGAGGACACGGACGACAAUCUUCCCGCCUUCGGGUUGGACCUAAUAUCUAGUCCUGCGGGUAAGGGGCUUUCCUUUCCGCGCCACUCGCCCUCUAGCUCCGCAACCUCCGCUGUAGAUGGUAACGAGGCAGACAACAGCGGGGCAGACAACACAACAGGAAAUAGCGGAGCGGGCGUUUGCGGUACAUCCAAUAGCGGGGCAGCAAUUAGCGGGACAGGAGCUAGCGUCAUCUCGAGCCAUCCGCUGCGAAUCGGCGGCAAUGGACGGUCGGCAUUCCACCUGGUGGCGCCGUCGCGGCAAUUCUCUCCUCUGAGGCACAUCAGCCCGUCGCCGUCAACAGCGGCAGCUGACCUUCCCUCACCCCUCCCAGCGGGUCAUCCUCCAUUUCUCACAGCGGACCUUCCCUCGCCUCUCCCGGCCGAUCGCCCAUCGCCCCGUCACCACGUGCACAAGGCGUGCCCGUCCUCCUCUUCUUCCGCCAAUUCGAGCCUCGAUCACAAAGCGGAUAAAGAGGAGAAUUAUAAGGAGGAUGGCCUAUGCUCCCUCCGCCUCUCGCUCGCUCCGCCCCUGGUCGACGCGUCCCCCACCCCGCCGCCCUCCCAGCGCGUCUCCCCCAUCUCUCCGGGGUACGAGUGUGCCGCCAAGCGCGAGGCAGACUGCGCCCUCCGCCUCUCCCUCUUCCCCGCUCCCCUGCAAGACACGUUAGCAUUCCCCGUCUCGCGGUCGUGCCUCACACUGCCCACCGCGUUGCAGGUCAGAAUGGCGACGUCGCGAAAUGUCGGCGAGAAAAGGCCCGUCGUGCGAGGCUUAUCGUUGAAUUUCGCAGAGGCGAGCACCAUCGGACCGUCCGGAGCCUCUGCCGCUGUGAAUGGAUCACAGCCGUCUGAUGCGCUCCAGCUGUUCAGCAGCGAGCCCGUGAGAUGCGGCAAGCGGGAUCUGAGCGCACUGGACGGCGAGAUUUCUCUGGCGUCGGCGUGCGCAGAGAAGGGAUGCGGCGAGAAGGCGGGCGGCGGGUCCCCGAACAAGAAGCCAAAGCACUGCUGGCGGCCGGAGAAAUGGCGUCCCGCGUUCCCCUGGGCGGAGCUGCACGUGCGCGCAGACGGGAGGCAGGCGAUGCGGUGCGCGCUGUGCCUGCGGUGGUGCGCAGACGAGCCCACGCCGUUCACACGCGACGGCGCCGUGGACCUGCAGCGGAGCACGCUGCGGACACACGGCAAGUCCAGGUGCCACAAGAAGGCGGUGGAGAGGGAAGCCAUGGCGGCCAGGGCAAACGGACAGCCCUCGCUGCUCGCUACUGCCUCUCAUGCUGCACCUCACGCACCUACUGCUGCUGCUGCUGCAGCUACCGCCCCUCCUGCUCUUGCUGCUCCUGCUGCUGGCGCUGCUGCAAUCGCCGCCCCUCGUGCCCUACCAGCUGGUGUUACUGGUACCGUUCCCGGCGCCCUCCUGGCGUGCUCGUGACGCUUCCUUGCACGCCGCCCCUCCCUCCCUCCGCCUGAGCCCACCCGCUCUCCAUCCUCCUCUCCAUGCGUCGAUGCGCCGCAGUUCACUCAUUCCGCAGGGGCAAUUUUGAAUGAUUCAGUAAUCAUCUCACAUACAGCAUCAUGGGGUCUAAUGCAACCACCCACCACCGUCCCCAACCUCCUUUCAUCUCCUCGCCUCACCCCGCAACUGCUCAACUCACUCACCGGCUCACUCACUCAGUCAACUGCUCCACUCACUCCAACACAGCUUUCUCGAGGUCGCUGAUAUGCGGUUCACUCCAACAAAUAUGCCAGCUCAGGACAGAGAGAGAAAGGUACAAAGACAGCCCUUCCUUUUCCCACCGCUAGAGUGUUAUGCUACGCCGUGCCAAGCCAUGCAGCAGCACACAUCCUGCUGCUGCUGGCUGUGCCCGGCUGCGCUAAUCUUCUGAUGCAUCUACUCGCUAUAGGCUGCAACCGCUAGGGGCUCUGAUAGCUCUUCCCUGAGGGCAUAACUGUAGUAGAAUGCGCUAAAAUUGUAGAUGCGAGUGUAGCUGUAGAUGAUCAGGUAGUGUACCCGUAGGUUCUGAUAUUCGCUAAUUAGGGCUGCCAAGUUUGUAGGUAGAAGCUGGGUUUGUUGGCUUUAUAGAGCUUGCAGUGCUCGUGUAUUGUAGUGUUGGUUGGAGUGUAUUUGUAUGCCAUUGUAACCUGAGUUGAGCUGG